UUCUAUAAUGGUUGCAGAUGUGGUUUCUGGUUUUGGGGUUAACCUCGUUACUAUCGAGAUCCGUAUUUGCCGUACAACCAGCAACAGUAGAGCUGUACAAUGGUCACGGAAUCAAAUUCACUAUUCCAGAUGAUGGUAACUAUGACUUUGUCGCUGUUCACUAUUCCAUCAAUCAACCAAUCGCCGGUGUAGGAGCCGGACAGUGGGGCUUUGACGUCCACAACAAGGAAGGAUCUUCUUUCGUCCACACCAAUGAUGUACCUGGUAUCCAAGUCCACAAAGGGGACACUGUCUACUACUGGUUACACGCCCAGAAGGGAGGGACACCCAGUGAGUUACUGGGACAGUCCGCUGUAAUCGGAGACAUGACAACGACUACUAAAGCAACCACCACAACCACCAAAGUCAGACCCGUGGUGACCUCUACCACGACUGCUGCACCCUCUGGUGGCGGAGGUCAUGGUCACAGUUCGGGUCAUUCUGAUGGCAUUUUGACACAAACCAUGAUUGAAACCCAUGCAGGGACAUCGGGGGGACAUUCUUCAGGGGGUAGCUCUGGGGGAUCUUCAGGGGGAUCUCAGCAAGUCUACUCCGGUACAGGAUAUACACAAAAUGGUCCAUCUCAGCAGACGUGCACAUCGUAUCCUUGUCUUAUAUUCGAGGACAACUUUGACUUCUUGAACUUUGAAACCUGGACACAUGAAAUUACUGCCAGUGGAGGUGGGAAUUGGGAGUUCGAGUACUACACGAAUAACCGAACAAACAGCUAUACAAAAGACGGGAAACUAUUUAUCAAGCCU
This is a messenger RNA of Saccostrea cuccullata (small rock oyster), 800 nucleotides long. RefSeq lists its product as uncharacterized. The record is from RefSeq and is a predicted model, not a curated record. Gene Ontology annotation, molecular function: carbohydrate binding. The annotation marks the transcript as partial. Lineage: Eukaryota; Metazoa; Mollusca; Bivalvia; Ostreida; Ostreidae. The transcript has 6 exons.